Molecule: messenger RNA, 771 nt
Organism: Prorocentrum cordatum
Lineage: Eukaryota; Dinophyceae; Prorocentrales; Prorocentraceae
Source: the annotation of a GenBank genome assembly
AUGGCUGCGGGGACAGUGGUGGGCCUCGCCGGAAGUGUCGGCCUGCCCGUGAAGGGCGGGGUGCCUCAGUGGUCCUCGACGUGUUACGGACAUGUCGGCGACAAGGCCUGUCACAAAACUAACAAAUGCAGCUGUACGAGUGGCUGCAUCGGUGCAGAUGGCAGCUGUUAUUCUGAGAACAAUCAGGUGAUCGCGGAUGGGUUCUCGCUGUAUAAUGCAAAGUGGCCGACGUACUAUCUGUACUUCCAGAGCAUGUCCGUAUUCGGCCAGAUGAAAGUAUCGAACUCCCGCUUCACAAUGGGCCAGGAUAAGUUCACCCUCCUGCAGCCACCUGGCCAAGGGACAGAGAAGGAGUUUUUCAUGGCGUCCCACAAGUGGCCGCAGUCAAUGGUUUCUUUGCAGCAGACGGGUUUCACUGAGCUCAGCUUGUGGGGAACAUACGCCAUGAACGUGAAGACCGAUCACGAGCCAUGGGAUCUGGAAAAAGUCUUGCUUCGCGUUUGUAUGCCCGCGACGUUCCCGAACAAGACCAAGAACACCAAGGCCAUCACCUUUGGCCUCAGCAAAAAGCAGGGGGGCUUCCCCGUGUGGUCGUACGUGGCAGACAAGCACUGGCUGGCCCAAGGGUUCUGGGCGCCCGAGCAGAUGGUCUCCGAGCUGGCAAAGCACCCUGGCAAGCUGCCCUCGGGGGUGGCCACGGGACCACCGGGAGACAACGGCUACUGGAUCCCAGAACCAGCGUUUCCGAAGGGUGCGAUCCCGGCUUGCUGA